UUGCCAUCAUACAAUUUCCAGGUGUUGAUGUCAAAAUGGCUGUUGUCAGUCAGACAAAGGCAAGUCAGUUCGUUUCUGAUUGAAAAUUGAAAUCAGUCAAAAGGGCCGGGCAAAACUGUAAAAUUGAUGGUGGUCGUACGGUACAGUAGAAAAGGAUUCGUCCGACUUCGUUGUCUGGGUGCAGCUGUUAUAUGAUCUGAUGCACUGAGGCCGUGACAAGAUUCGAGAAAAAAGGAUGUCUCACUACACGGAUGAGCCUCGCUUCACCAUUGAGCAGAUCGACCUGCUCCAGCGGCUGCGGCGCACGGGCAUGACGCGUGCUGAGAUCCUACACGCGCUCGACACGCUGGAGCGGCUGGACCGUGAGCAUAGCGACAAGUUCGGCCGACGCCCCCCCUUACCGCCCCCGGCCAUGGCACCCCCGGCCUCCGCCGCCAUCGGCACCAACAACGCCACCUCCACGGCCGCCAACAGCAGCGCCAACAGCAACGACAUCAUGGCCGCCCCGGGAUCCCUUCCCUCCACCACCUCCAUCGCCACGCAGACACAGUACCACACCGCCCUCUCCCCAUCACCAAGCAACAGCUACGUCCCAUCCCCGCCCCCUGCCCCAGGCCCACCCCCGUCAGCCGCACUCCUGCCCUCCCCUGUCUCGCUGGUCGCCAUGGCGCAGAACGGGCGCGACAAUCUGGCGGCCACGCCCAACGGCAAGCUCUCACCACCGCGGUACCCUGUGAACAGCGCCCGCGCUUUUCCCUUCGAGGGAGGAGAGGAGGACAUGGACGUAGACGACAAGGUGGAGGAGCUAAUGAGGCGGGACAGCAGCAUGGUGAAGGAGGAGAUCAAGGCCUUCCUGGCCAACCGCCGCAUCUCUCAGGCCGUGGUGGCCCAGGUCACAGGCAUCAGUCAGAGCCGUAUCUCACACUGGCUGCUGCAGCAGGGCUCAGACCUGAGUGAACAGAAGAAGAGGGCCUUCUACCGCUGGUACCAGCUAGAGAAGACCACCCCAGGUGCCACUCUGAACAUGCGGCCCGCCCCCAUGUCCCUGGAUGAGAUAGAGUGGCGGCAGACCCCGCCCCCCCUGAGCACGGCGGUGGGGAGCUUCCGUCUGCGCAGAGGCAGCCGCUUCACGUGGAGGAAGGAGUGCCUUGCCGUCAUGGAGAGUUACUUCAAUGAGAACCAGUACCCAGAUGAAGCCAAGAGAGAGGAGAUCGCUAACGCCUGCAACGCCGUCAUCCAGAAGCCAGCAGGAAAGAAGUUGUCUGACCUGGAGAGAGUCACCUCCCUCAAAGUCUACAACUGGUUUGCCAACCGCCGCAAGGAGAUCAAGCGGCGUGCCAACAUUGAAGCCACAAUCCUGGAGAGCCAUGGCAUCGACGUCCAGAGCCCUGGUGGCCACUCCAACAGUGACGACAUAGACGGCAACGAUUACGCUGAGCAGUUGUCGUUGCAGGGUUGUGACGUCCCCUACUUUGAGAAGAGGACCAUGACGCGGCCGUUCGGCUUCUACCGGCUGGAGCCCACCUCUCCCACACAGGACGACGCUGCAGGUCACAACGACCACCAAGACCCCAUCUCGCUGGCAGUGGAGAUGGCGGCUGUCAAUCACACCAUCCUGGCUCUGUCCCGACCCGGAACGGUUGGAGUCCCCAGUGACAUCAAGACCGAGGCACUGGAGGAUGAGUGAGCUGGACGCAAUAUCACAGGGGAGGGGAUGAUGAAAGUCUGCGUUUGAAACUGUCUGUGUGUGUGUGCGUACGCGUGCACAGAUCUAUGUGUGUGAGUGUGUGUGGUGGACACCUAUUGCAAUGACCAAACCAAUGCUUAAGCCCCACCCCCUCCCCACUUAUA
This is a messenger RNA of Clupea harengus (Atlantic herring), 1851 nucleotides long. RefSeq names its product homeobox containing 1 b (gene hmbox1b). The coding region runs from base 236 to 1687 and encodes 483 amino acids. NCBI's taxonomy places the organism in Eukaryota, Metazoa, Chordata, Actinopteri, Clupeiformes, Clupeidae. Gene Ontology annotation, biological process: positive regulation of DNA-templated transcription. The record is from RefSeq and is a predicted model, not a curated record. The transcript has 10 exons. Gene Ontology annotation, molecular function: double-stranded telomeric DNA binding. Gene Ontology annotation, cellular component: nucleus.